This is a messenger RNA of Hydra vulgaris (swiftwater hydra), 1107 nucleotides long. RefSeq names its product protein FAM200A-like. Lineage: Eukaryota; Metazoa; Cnidaria; Hydrozoa; Anthoathecata; Hydridae. The record is from RefSeq and is a predicted model, not a curated record.
AUGGAAAUUUUAAAACAGUUUUUCAAUGACAAUCAAUUACAAUGGAAAUAUUUGUUUGGAAUUACUACUGAUGGAGCUCCUGCCAUGAUGGGUUGUAAGUCUGGAUUACAGACUAGGGUGAAAGAGAUUGCUCCAAAUGUAGUUGGUGUACACUGUUUUAUUCAUAGACAGGCUUUGGCAACCAAAACUUUACCAGGUAGUUUGAAAACUGUAUUUAAUCAAUUAGUCAAGUUGGUCAAUUAUAUAAAAUCUUCUGCUCUUAACACUCGCCUUUUUACAAAAUUUUGCUCUGACCUAAAUGCUGAACACAAUAAGUUAUUGUUUUAUACUUCUGUGCGAUCUGCUGGAAAUUUUUUGGAAAGAUUUUUCAUGCUUAGAAAUGAAGUGAAAGAAUUUUUAUGUCAAAUGAAAAGUGGACUGGUAGAAUAUUUUGAAUUUGAUAAUUUUGAAAUAACAACUGCUUAUAUUGUGGACAUCGUAGGUCAUUUUAACAAGUUAAAUUUGCAACUUCAAGGCAAAAAUGCUAAUGUUAUUACACAUUCAGAUAAACUGAAGGCAUUUAUUGAAAAGCUCAAACUGUACAAGACUAGAAUUAAUAAUGGAAACUUGAUCAUGUUUCAAAAUUUAAAUAACAUAAUUGGAGUUAACAUGCUUCCUGAAGUUAUAAAGACAGAAAUAGUUUGUCACCUAGAUAAUUUGAUUACUGAAUUUGGUAACUAUUUUCCAGAUAUGAAUCUUUUGAGCAGUGAAGUUAUUAUAUCACCAUUUUCUUGUGAUGUGAAAAAUGUGAAAGAGGAAGCACAAGAAGAGUUUAUAGAGUUAAAGAAUGAUGCCACGGCUAAGGAUCACUUCAAAGUAGCACCAUUAAAUAACUUCUGGUUGAAAAUGAGGAAUUCAUAUUCAUUGUGUUCAUCAAUUGCACUUAAAGCCCUUAUUCCUUUUUCAACAUCAUAUUUGUGUGAAGCCGGGUUUUCAGCAUUGCUAUCUCUUAAAACAAAAAAAAGAAAUAGACUUGAUAUUGAUGCAGAUAUUAGAUGUGCUCUAUCAAAAACUAAACCAAAUUUUCAGAUAUUAAUUGCUAGUAAGCAGUGUCAGAAUUCACACUGA